Camellia sinensis is the source of this 2314-nucleotide messenger RNA. RefSeq names its product Small nuclear RNA activating complex (SNAPc), subunit SNAP43 protein. Gene Ontology annotation, biological process: snRNA transcription by RNA polymerase III; snRNA transcription by RNA polymerase II. The record is from RefSeq and is a predicted model, not a curated record. Gene Ontology annotation, molecular function: sequence-specific DNA binding. Gene Ontology annotation, cellular component: snRNA-activating protein complex. NCBI's taxonomy places the organism in Eukaryota, Viridiplantae, Streptophyta, Magnoliopsida, Ericales, Theaceae.
CUCAUCUCAAAACUCAUCACUGUCUCGCUCUCUCACUCUCUCACUCUCUCACUCUCUCGUUUCGUUAUUCUGCUGCACCGAUCACUCUCUCUCACUCUCUUGUUGUUCAUCUCAUCGCACCGAUCAUCACACCGCCGAUCUACUCACUGGAGAUCUCUGCCCCGUUGAUGCAAAUGAUGCAGUCACUGGUCACAUAAUUUCCACUACUAUUGGUGGCAAAAAUGGAAAACCCAAACAGUUUUUCCCUUUCAUCUAACAACUAUGAAGUAUGGGUACUUCAAAAAUAGUGCCGUACACGUACCGGGUACUUACCGGGUGUGGGUACGCGUAUUGGUACGGCUGCACGCGUACCGGGUACGGCAAAAAGGAGUCCGGUAUGUUUGGUUCAAUUGGAUACGGCUUGGGUACGGCAUGGGUACGCCUUUGGUACGUUUCAGGUACGUUGGGGCAAAAAUCAAAUUUCCUGGAGAAUUGAGGGGUACCGGAGCAAUAUUAAGAAAAUUUUCAUAAAAAAACAGAAAAGGAAUAUACAUACACAUGAAUGACCCAGGUUUUGCCCAAAUCUCUUCACUUCAGCAACACAGCAGCAAAGAGGCGACCCAUCCAUUCCCUUCGUAGGCCUCCGGCGAUGGCAACGCAAGGAGAGUUCCGAUCAACAAGCAACUGGUUUUGUCCCUUCUUGCAUCUCUUCUUCUUCCCUUCUGUGAGAAACUGGUCAGAAUUUUUGGGUGGCCUUGCAUAUUAGCAAGCAACUGUAUGUAAUUAGGUAGCAGUGUAUCACUAUCUCUAAUGCAAUGGAUCUUAAGUCAUUCAAGCUGGACAUUGAUGAACUCAUAAGUGAGUUCACUGAGUUUGAUAACUUGCAGAACAAUCUGACAACUUUGGCUGAUAUGAAGAGGGUAUGGCUUUCGAGAAAGUUCUCCUUCAUAUUUGAGGCGAGUCCUUCUACAAACUUGGCUAUCUUUAUGCAAUCACUGUAUGCUCACUCAAUUGGUUACAUGGUCUCAACAGCUUCUUUAUCACAUAGACUGGGUGGUCUCUAUUGCCUUUACUGCCUCCAUGAAGUUCAACCAUUCAAACCUCCUUUCAAAAUUUAUUUAUCUCUUGGGGAGCUGAAGAGACUUAGAAACCUUGUCAUUGAUGUGAAAGAAAAGGGCAUAAAAGUAGCAUCUGCUUUGGUCAAAAAGAUGCUGGAAAGGAAUGUGUUCCUUUUUGGGUUUGUGGACAUAAAUGAUGGCUCUGUGACUGAGAGGGUAAAUGAACUCACAGAUAUACAGAAUGCUCGCGUUCAAGUUGCACAUAAGAAGUUAUUUUCAAAUACACGGAUCGAGAAUUUCAUCCACACGGACUUGGGUAUGGAACUUGACGUUCAUGUACUCAAGAAAAUGUCCACUGAUUAUGCAGUGGCCAAGGAACUGGCAAUCAAAGAGGCUAGCGAGCUGGUGGAUGUCCAAAACAUAAAACACAUUGCAGAAAAUAAGAAAUUGAUCGGAGAGAUGGUGGAGAAAACUGCUCAAGACUGGAACACCCAGAAAGAAUCAUUUUAUCAACAAACAGGAUUAAACCAGGCUGCUGGUGAAGGACCCCAACUAUCGAAAGACAAAGAAAACUUUGAACAGCAAGAUGAUGUUAACUUUGAACAGGAAGACAAUGAACAUUUUGGACAAGAGAAAGAUGGUGAAAACAUUGAACAACCAGAAGACGAUGAAAAAUUUGGUGAUGAGCUGGAACAACAGAUGUUGUAUGGUGAGGAACUGUAACUGUUGGCUACACAUUUUGUACUAAGCCAGUGACAAUCUGACGCGUGGCAAAGUGAGGGUAAUAUGGGGAGACCAGGUAGGUCUUCGAUCCUGAUCAUACACGUGGCAAUUAAUAUUGGUUGUUAUAAGAUCUGAGUAGUAGCAGAUCAAAAAAGAGACGUAUAGUGACGUGGCUUCAACGGAUGCUCACAUUUUAAAUUCAAAUAUAAGGGGGAAGCCCAACUGCAAGUGAAGGCGUAGUGGAACUAUUUAUAAGGUAGCAUGAUCAGCAACUACGGAGGAGCAGUUCGACGGUUUGAAGUACAAUUCGAUGGUUAUCUUCGGGGAGUAUAAAUAGCAGGAAGGACUUCAGAGAAGAGGACGGAGAAAAAUCUAAAGAAUCACUUUAUAUAUUCGAGUGUUAUUUCCUGUCCUUUAUAUUCCUGUAUUUUUAGUUUCUGCGCUGCACUUCAUUUGUAGGAGUAGUUGUCAAGUAUAUUGCCGCUGUAAUUCUCUACGGAACUGAGAUCAUUGUAAGUUCUUUUUAUACUAAUGAAAUACUCCAGUUUAGUUAA